CAUUCUUCAAGUUCUAGAUGUCGUCGGUGGUAUCUGACCAAAUGGACAUUGAGUCCUCUUCUGCAUUCUCCCCAGCCGAGCCAGUUGUAGAUGGAGCAUUCGUGUCAAAACAUAAUUUGAGCGCGGAAGCAUAUCAGGGUUUCAAAGAAUGUGCAGAUUCCCUUUUAUCGGGGAAAAUUGCCCAAAAUGAGCAACUCCCAUUCAUUCAACGAACGCUGCAAAUUUGUGAAAAUGUGAUCUUGAAUUUCGAAGACGAAAAACAACAUUUGAUGAGCGAUGUACUUCUUGUAUGGGCUAUGAAACAACAGAAGCUUAGUAUUGCAACUCUUCACACCCAACAAUUACAUUACAAAGAAUUAGAUUUGAUCAAUUUACAAUUUGAAUAUUUUGGGGAACUUUUGCAACAGACACUCUCAGGACUUGAUUACUUGAAGCAAUACUAUCCGAACGUCGGAUUUGAAGAGGUUCAUUCAAAAGUUCGCAAUUUGACCCAUUAUUUCCUUUACUACUCAAUCAUUGUCAGUCGUCAACCACCAUCAGUGAUUGUUAAAUGUGGUGAAGCAGAGAAUCAUAGAAGAAGCAGAUUCUGGUUUAAUACUGAGAUAAGAAUUCUUGGUGGAUCCGCUUUUGGAAUUGAUACAAACAAUGAGAAUUCAAAUGUUAAUUGUUACUUGAUUACCGAUGAGACUGCUAAGCAAUUACUAAAUAAUGCUUACCUUGAUAUUUUUGAAUCUGAAGAAUUCUGUAUUGAGCCAAACACAUCCACGUUUCAAAAAAAAGAUGCAAGAGGAAUAAAAGCGAAAUUUGACGAUAUGAAAGUUGCAAAAAAGGUUGCACUUCGUCGAGAUUCCGUUGCUACAAAACGAUAUUGUCUGUGCUAUAAUAUUCAAUUGCAAACAAAUUGUGGAAUUGAACUUGUCGGAAAAAAGGUUUCGCUUCCAUUUGCUGUUCUUGUUGGUCCAAAAGCAGAUGUUGAGGCAAAAUUGUUCCUCGAAAGAUCUUUUGCUGACUUGGUCCGCCAUCCGCUUUCGGAUAUUCCCACUCAUGUAUCUUGUGCUGAAAUGGCUGAUGCUCUGGAAAUGAAAUUUCAAGCAAUCAUAGAAACACCUCAAAAAAAUACUGAUGGACCUUCUGUUGUUCAACCGAGAAAAUUCAAUAUGCAAACAAAACAACACUUGGUGAUGAGAAUGAAACCAAAUAAUCAAGGAUUUUUGCCACUUGAUAAUUUUAUGAAGCUUCCGGUUGCAGAAGAAUUCCAGCAUAAGAAAAGUGCCUCUGCGGAAGGGGAUUGGAAAUUGGUGCCAUUCUACGACUGGUUCUUUAAACUUGCAGAAAUUACAAAUAAGUACCUAUACAGUAUGUGGUAUGACGGCUUGGUUUAUGGGUUUUGCAGUAAAGAAGACGCAGAGAAUAUUUUGAGAUGCAUACCGAGAAGUGUUUUGUUGGUUCGAUUUUCGGAUAUUGAAUACGGAAAAAUUAAGAUUUCAGUAAAGAAUAGGAAUGGUGAAAUUCGUCAUCACUGGUACGAGCACGCUGAUCUAAAUGCUCGAUCCCUGAAUUCAGAACUUCUUUCAAAUCACAAGUUCUCCGACGUCGAUCUCAUUUAUCCAGACAUUGAUCUAGAGGUUGCUCUCGGAGGACGGAAUAAGCCACGUAUUCGACUUCCACGCAAUCUUGCUCCCGACGAAAUCUAUUUUGAUAAUCAAGGAGCCGCCACUUGAAUGAACGAUAACUGAGCAUUUGAGAUAUCAGUUAGAUUGUUAUAAGUACAAACACACUCACUCAGAAUUUAAUAAAAUAAAGUAAUUUUACAAUCAAAAA
Messenger RNA from Caenorhabditis elegans, 1821 nucleotides. It is a transcript of the gene sta-2, whose product is annotated as Signal transducer and activator of transcription b. Gene Ontology annotation, biological process: signal transduction; regulation of DNA-templated transcription. Gene Ontology annotation, cellular component: cytoplasm; vesicle; nucleus. The record is from RefSeq and is marked reviewed. Gene Ontology annotation, molecular function: DNA-binding transcription factor activity. Lineage: Eukaryota; Metazoa; Nematoda; Chromadorea; Rhabditida; Rhabditidae. The transcript has 11 exons. Bases 18 to 1721 code for a protein of 567 amino acids.